AUGAGUCCUGAAGCUUUUACAAAUCUACCUUCAAUUAUUUCAAAGAAGAAGAGCAUAGAUUCACAUUCCGAUUGGAAGAUUUUAUAUGGAUAUUACGGUUCUAAUAUGAUUAUAUCUUGGCCAUCUGAUCCAAUGAUAGAUGAAAGCUCGGACUUACACCAACUCAAGGUCGAAAACAGGGGUGCUGGAGCAAAUUCACAAGUUCCUUGUAAGGUAUCAAAGCAACGCGGCGCAUCUAAGGGAAGAACUUAUACUUCAAAGUACCGAGGGGUUCAUCAAACUUUCCCCACGCAGCGCUGGGAGGCACAAUUUCGUCGACAAGGAAAGCCAACCUCACUGGGAUGUUUUGAUGAAGAAGGGGAAGCAGCGCGAGCAUACGACAGAAUGAUGAUUUGGAGUGAGCUACAUCCAUUUCAAAGCAGCACUGAAGUAAAAGACGCAAUAACGCGUCUAUCAAGUAUAUCAUUAAAUUUUCAUUAUCUUGAAUAUGAAGAGGAUAUAGAUGCUCUUCGGCAAAUUUCACAGGAAAAGCUGAUUCAAGAACUUCGAAAACAAGGCAGAUUGCAGCAAAAUUCGAAACAUGAUUUGCAAUGA
Molecule: messenger RNA, 594 nt
Organism: Bathycoccus prasinos
Lineage: Eukaryota; Viridiplantae; Chlorophyta; Mamiellophyceae; Mamiellales; Bathycoccaceae
Exons: 4
Coding region: 1-594 (197 amino acids)
Biological process (GO): regulation of DNA-templated transcription
Molecular function (GO): DNA-binding transcription factor activity; DNA binding
Source: RefSeq, a predicted model, not a curated record